This is a messenger RNA of Notolabrus celidotus (New Zealand spotty), 4863 nucleotides long. RefSeq lists its product as uncharacterized. Bases 25 to 2922 code for a protein of 965 amino acids. NCBI's taxonomy places the organism in Eukaryota, Metazoa, Chordata, Actinopteri, Labriformes, Labridae. Gene Ontology annotation, molecular function: protein binding. The record is from RefSeq and is a predicted model, not a curated record. The transcript has 8 exons.
GGAACCCCAAAGGAUGUUGUGCACAUGCGCGUUGUGCAAUCUACCGGAGCGCGAGAGGUAGGGAAGGGAGUCCUAAUGGCGGAGACUGUACGGUCGCCUUUUGACUACCGGGAACCACCGACCCUCGACAGCGACGGGGAUGGGAGCAAACCGCCGCCGCCACGGGGCCGGGUGUGUGGGAGGAAGAGGAAAGGAACACCUGUGAAGGUGUGUGACCGAGCGUAUGUAACAGAAGAUGAGGAGGAGGAGAGCAUGUCAGAACACAGCUACAGUCCCGGUGAUAGCCAGUAUCCAGAGGGUGCUGAAGAUCGCCUCCCUCCACCUGGCAGUCCCUACUACCUGCCGGAUCCCACUCAACUCUGCGUGCCAGAGUUGGGGGAGGAGGGAGCGAGCGGAGUGAGGGGACCCGUGCUCUUCCAUCCGCCGCCGAACUGUCGGAUUCGAGAAGUCCACUGCGGGACCCAGGUGCGGCUGGUUGUCAUAGCAAUUCGAGACAUCGCAAAAGGGGAGGAGAUUACAGUGGACUACAGCCUCACGGACUGGGGAGAGAAUGCAAUGGAAGAAGAGGCUGGCCCCCACCCGCUGUCCCUCUCUGUGUCUGAUUACCUCACCCCUUCAUGGUCAUUGUCACCCUCAUCCUCCCCUCUCACCCACUCUGAGCCCAGCGACUCCGACCGAGAGGAGGACGAAGAGGAGGAAGAUGAUGAUGAUGACGAUGAUGACGAAGAGGAAGAGAUGGAGGAGAUAAGGGGUCGUAUGCUUCGUCGUCGCAAGAAGCGCAAGUUGCCCGCGGUGGUCAGCCCAAAGAAGAAGAGCACGCCAACUUCCUCCAGAGGGCCUGGGCGUCCCUGCUCUUCCUUCUCCCGGCCGGCACCUGCCGCGCCCCCGGCCAGAUCCCAGUCCCAGCCCCCCGUCAGCAGCCUGGCACCCCCUACGACUAAUAUCAACAACAACAUCAACAUAAACAUUGGUAGCUCCAGCGGCGCUACAGUGAGCCGACGGCAGCACUGCCCAUACUGUGGACGCCAUUACCGCUCACUAGCACGCCACUUGGAGAAGCACCACGCCAACCAGCCUGAGGUGCGAACAGCCAUGGAGCUUGCACACCUGCACAGCUCCCAAAAUGGAAACACCACACACCCCCACCCAUCAUCGUCGACGUCCUCCACCUCAGCUCCUCACAGUCAUUCCUUUGCAGUCCCACAGACCUCUGCCUCCAACCCCACUCCUCCCUCGCUCUUCUCCCGAGAGAGGGAAUCACCGGCCACGCGUUCAACCACAGGUGGUGGCGGUGGCGGUGGCGGUGGCAGUGGCGGUGGUGGCGUCUCUUUCUCCCUCUCGCUUUCGCCGCCAUCUUCAACCCAGCAAGCAGCCUCCAAGAAGGCACCCAGCUUAACAGCACCACCAGCGAAACGCCCCGCACCGACCCCGAUGGUGUCACGGGUAAAAAGCCCCUCACCACCUCCCACACCGGCACCCAGGAGGGGUCGCAGGAUGAAGAAGGAGAAGCAGGAGGAGCAGCAGCAGCAGCAGCAAAAGGUGGAGGUGGAGAGCACAAGGAGUCAAGAGGAGCUGGCUCCACCUCCUACUCCAGAGCCGGAUGUAGAUCCAGAGGAAGAUCUGGAGCUGAGUGGAGAGGGUGAAGAAGAUGCAGCAGAAGAGAAAAAUGGAGAGAUUGUAAGGCAUCACAUGUCACCCCUGCUCUCCUCCCUUUCCUGUUUGGUCCUCUACCUCCGCCGCCAGCAGCACUCCUCUUUCCUGUCUCUAACCCGCACCCCUCACUCCGCUGAGGCCUGGCGCCUGCUCUGCCAUUCCAGCCUCUCCCUCCUCAUCCUCUACAACCGCCACCGAGAAUGUGAAGUAGCCAAGCUGACCAUCCAGGACUACCGCAACCGCAUCGUCCCUCAGCCCGCCCCCAACAACACCUCCCCUUCUGGCACGGAAGCCGUCCUCUCCCCCUUCGAGCGCCAGGUCCUUGGCCACCUCCCGCGGGCCGCAGUUUUGGGCAAACGCGGUCGCAUCCAGCCGCUAAUUCUCCCGCCACACUGUGAGUCCUGCCUCGACCUCCUUCUUCAAACCAGUCCUAAUGUGGGCGUGGAUCCAGAGAGCCCUUACGUCUUUUCCCGGCCCUACCACUCUCCUGCCACACCGCUUCGAGGAACGGACCUUCUGAGAAACCUGUCGCGUAGCAGCGGUGCCAAGAACCCAGGACUACUGACGGGAACACGUGUGCGACGGCAGGUAGCCAUACUCACUCAGCUGCUUCUAUUAGAGGAGGGCGAGGGCCAGGUGGGAGCGACAAAACGGCUGGAGGAAUUUCUGGAAAGAGAGUACCAUGUUACCCAGAACUGCUCCUCUAUAGUAAGGGAUCCAGCACUGAUGGGCCGCGUGGGUCGCGUCGUUCUUUACGGAGAGAAAGAGGGCGUGCUUUUCAGAGGGAUGAGCCUGCAGCACAUCUGCCUGGAGUUGGAUGUUAUGUCCGGAAACUCAGCAGAAUCCUUCUCAGAAGAAUCCGAGGCAGAGGAGGAGAAGGAGGGAAUCAAAGAGAAAGCUGAAGUAACUGUGAAGAAGAAAGGACCAGGACGACCGCCGAGGAAGAAGAGGGCACCUGUUCCUCCCCCGGUCAGCCCAGUGAUCGCCAACGCUCAUAAGAGGAGAUGUAUUCCACCAAAAUCAGGAAAGCGUGGUGUGCUGAAGCGCCCCUGGUCAGAGGCUGAGCGUGUAGCAGUGGAGACUCACCUAAAGAGGAACCUCAUGGAGCUGCGGGUUCCCGCGAAGGCGGACUGCGAGCGCUGCCUUGAACUCUGCCCCAUGCUGGUGAGCAACCAGCGAGACUGGAGGGCGAUCAAGUUUUACGUCCACAACCGCAUCCAGCUGCUGAAGAAGCAGGGGCGGAGGGAGAGUGCUGCCGGGAACUGCUAGGGCAUAAAAAGAAGACGUAGCACCGGACACAAACCAUAAUGUAUAGACCACCAGCAAUCAUAAGGAAGAGAAAAGGUCUUUGUCACGGUGGAGUGGAGCUCCUCUUGUCCCUUAAAAAUAAGCUAAGAAGUUGCUCCAGUUAAAGAUCAUUCAUUCUCAGUGUUGAUGCCCAGUGUCUGUUUACGGAUGUAUCUUUAAGGGGUUGGACAACAUGUAUUUAAGUGUGAAUAUGAGUUCAUACACAGUGAAUGCUUUUUUUUUAGAUUACUUUAUAUUGGAGUUGUUGAUACAAUACCAGUGAUGGUUAUGGCCUCCGACACAGCCAGAAAUGCGUUAUCGGAUGACGUCAAGUACACUCGUCAUAGCACAGAUGUGAUACCAUAAUUUAUUACCCUUUAAAAAGUCAGUUUUUUACAGUCAAGUUAUCAGGACAGUCUUGUGCAAACGUAGUAUAAAGUGCUAGUCCAAGCUAUCCUAAUGUAAAUGGAUUUUUCCCCAACAGUAUGGGUGUUUUAAACCACACAGGUAUCUGAGAGGCACUUAAUAUCAGAAAGAAAAAAAAGGUAUCAGAGCAUCUUUUUUAUGUCAUCUUAUCAGAAAGUUGGCUGGAGAACAAUUUUGAUUUUAAAGGUGACAUAUGCAAAAUCGACUUUUUAACGGUUCUCUACCUGAUUUAUGUGUCCCUGGCAUGUCUACAAACCCCCCGAAAAUGAAAAAAAAAAACAUUCUGCCCCUGUUCUGAUUUCUCCACCUUUCUGUAAAUGUGUGCUGAAACGAGCCGUUUCAGUUUUCGGUGUUUUUCAUACGUCACAACGCCAUCCGGAAGUCAGAGCUCGGAGCUUGUUCAGCCCAUAGACUGUAUAAAAUACAACUCAACUCCUUCCCCGUUAUUCAUUACCUGCACACGUGUGCCAACAAGGAGCUUAGGAGGGAGGCAUGCUAGUUGUAGGCUGUCUUAAUAAACACAAAGGUCAGUUUUACUCCCCACGUCUGCAGAUUUGAAGAUCUAGUGGAUGAUUUUUAUUUUUCAUGGAAAAGUGCUAGCGCCAGUUAGCAUAGCCACAUAGCUACAGGUUCAUAGCUGUGCACCAAGACACACGUCGACAUACUGACAACUAAAACAACAAGCCGUGUAUAUUCAGCCAACAUGUAAACAUUAGAUCAACGUGCUGGAGAGCCAAGGCCACAUCCACUUCCGGAGGGGGCGUGGUCAGAGAGCACAUUCUUAUUUAAAGGCAGGGCUGAAAGAGAGGGGUUUACAGGCAGACCAAAAUCUGAUUUCAAAGUGUUUUUUUUUAGCAUAAACUUCAAAGACAUGUUUAGGGGACCUCUUAGACCAAUAUAUUUUGAUGAAAAGAGCAUAAUAUGUCACCUUUAAAAAAAGUUGCUGGAGUGAAACAGAUGUAGGGGGUUGCAGUACACGCAUCAAACCACCGGGACACACUACAGCAAAUUGUCCUUGGUUUCCAUUGCGCGUGCUCCCCCUGAAAGCUAAUGACCAAACAUGAAUGUGUAAAGCUUUGACGGAAGAAAAAAAAACAGUUGUGAUCUCUCAAACUCGCAGGUAGACUUCAAGUCUACACGAUUGAGACAUGUAUGAACUUGUAUAGUUUGUGUUUGAUUUAGUCUGGCAUUGUGCCCUUCCCAACUGAUGAGUGUAUUGAGAAGUAUCCCUAAAAGUCUUGGACCAUGAUGCACCUGUGAAUCCGUUUUUUCAUACCCCUCAUACCAUGAUCAUCGUCAGACUAUUAUGUAUCAAGGCACGUCUACUUGAAUCUAUUGUGUAUCAGAAUUUUAAAAAAAUUUAUUACAUAUGGUCUUAUUCACAAUGUAAAUAGUUCCUAAUCUAUGAAAAGUAUACAGUAGUGAUGACAGUUAGUAUUGUGUUAUUGUGUAUAUACUGUAAAUACUACCUGUACUUAUUAAAGUGUAUGACAUUUU